UGAGAAAACAUAGUUCCCAAAUAUUAUUUGUUCACAAAACGCCAUUAAGUAUACAUGUUCAGGAGAUUGGGUAGCCUUGCAGCCAGCAUGCUCACACUUGAGCUCGUUUCUACGAGUGUUAAGGUUUAAUUUCUGCAGCCACCAGGAAAUAUUUGUUUCAAUAGUUUCAAUGAAUCUCUGUAAGGUGCAUUUUCUCUAAGGCUUUUUGUUUGCCUACAGAGCUGAAACACUUUUUUGUUUAAAUCUCAAAAAUGACGACCAUAGGCGUAUUUGUUAUUUUGGCACUUGCCAGUUUAAUUCACAAUUUUCAGCCGGCCGAGGGCGCUAUUUUUACGCUGACAACGAUGCAAGGAACAAUUUUCAACCCAAACUAUCCUAAUGUCGCCCCAAGUCCCGAUAUUAACAUAUGGACCAUUCAGGCACCACUUGGAAAUAUAAUAACACUGACCGUGGAUGUUACGAGCUUGGCAACGGUUGAUGCAAUUUUUAUUUAUGAAGAUGUUUCCUACAGUACAAGUAUUAAUACGCGUUAUUUUACAUUCAUGUCUAUGAGCAAUGUAUUGAAUAUGCAACUGCUGACUCCUGUUCCAAUGAUGAGUAAUGCAAUAUUCAUGGCAAACUAUUCCAUUACAAUGUAUCCUGAUGAAUACAAGCGUCCUAUUGGAUUGGAAUCAGGCAUCAUACCAGACAACGCUUUAUCAGCAUCUUCUGCAUAUGGCACCCAUAAAGCUUGGCAUGCCCGAUUGCACAACCCGGUGGAUUACUGGUCUCCAUUGUAUUACACGAAUUUUGAGUACAUAAUCAUUGAUUUCCAAACCAUAAUUAAUGUCACAGGAUUGAUUUUUCAAGGAUCUGUGCCAGCUCAGGACACGCUGAAUGGAGCAAUCCCUAGCUGGGUGAACGUGUGCAACAUGUAUAUCAAGGACCCAGCCACAUUGAAUUGGAGUUUCAAUUUCCUCUCAGUCAUUACUGGCAACACAGACUCCGAUACAGCAACUUCUACAUUUUUCUCCCAUUAUUUUUUCAGUGCUGGUUUAAAGAUCGUGCCCCAAAAAUGGCAUAUGUACCCAUCUCUCCGAAUAGAAAUCCUUUCAAGUUGUACAAAAGCGAACCGCAAUGAAUUAUCUGUCAAGCAAGUGGGUGUCACUAGAAAUGUAGAAUUCACCUUGAAGAAUGUAUUUUUUUGCGUUGCUUGUUAUCUCUGGGAUGUAGGAGACGGUAAUAUAUAUAUAAUUGGCCCAAGUUAUUGUACGAAUUUGCUGAAAAUGAAUGUUCCAACAUAUGAAUAUUACACAGAUCCUAUAGUGUACACUUACACCUAUCCUGCAUAUGGCACAUACCCAGUUGUAGUUCAUGAAAUAAGUGAAUAUGGCAAUAACACAAGCGCACAAGUUCUUACUAUAAACCAAUAUGGAUGUACUCCCUAUAGUGUCACUUUCACAGAUGAUCUACUUAGCACCAAUAAGCAACGGUUAUUGUUAAUAUCUGAAGCAAUAAACUUUCUAGCUACUGUGAAUAUGACUUGCUUGGUCCAAUAUGAUUACAUUAACUAUAUCUGGUCCAUCAAAGACCUACAAACUGGAAACUUUCAAACCGUGCCUUGGUAUGGUCCCAAAAGACAACACUUUGAACCUUUAUAUUUUACUGAAGGUACCUUCUUGAUAGAGGUCACAGCAAAUAUUGCCCCAUUAAAUUUGAUGAACAUGACAGACAACUUCACUCUCAUUGUUCAACCGACACCUUUAGAAGUGUACAUCACAGGUGGAGACACCAGGACCAUUAGCAAUGGGGCCGAUGUGGAAGUCGACGCAUCUGAACUGUCGUAUGAUCCCGAUGAUGUAAGCCAGUCUAACACGGGCAUGGUGUUUCAGUGGAAAUGCACCAAAACAUCUCAAAAUAAUGUAAAGGCAAACUGUAAGUUCAGUGAACUGGAUAAUGGAAUAAUAUCAAUCCCACAGUCUGAGCUGGAAAUAAAUGCUGUUAUUUUGGCUGAGGUGACAGCAACUAAAGGCAAACGCAUAGCAAACAGAACGCAAGCGCUCCAAAUCAAGGGAGGAAGUUUUCUGGAUAUUGCCAUAAGGUGUAUUGAUAAUUGUGAUCGUAAAUUUACCUCUCCAAUGCCACUGGUACUUUUAGUCAACUGCGUGAACUGUUUUGAUGAUGUGAUUACCUACCACUGGAAAAUGGUGAAUUUAUCAGAUGUUUAUUUUAUAAAGAUGACUUCUACAGGUAUAUAUAAUGAAGGCAUAGUGGUUAAUGAACACGCUUUGAAAGAAGGAAACACAUUCGAAAUCAACGUUACGGGUACAGUCCCAAACAGAAAUAUGGCAGAAGUCAUGUACAGGUUUACAACGAGCCUUUAUCCCAGCAAUGGCUCCUGUACAAGUGACCCACCAACAGGUUUGGCAGGAGUCACAUUCUUCAAACUCACAUGUGGAAACUGGUCUCAGAAAGGCAUCGGAAGGAAUAACUUGUCGUACUCAUAUACAGCGAAGUCGGGCAACGUUGAUUACUACCUGCUCAACACCAAGUCGGAUAUGUCGCCCAAACUCCUGUUGCCCGCGGGAGACCUGGACUCUCAAGGGCUGCUGGACCUUCAAGUGAUCGUGUGCAACCCUUACGGAUCCUGUUCGUCGUUCCCAAUACCUGUACAUGUGACAUCUCCUCCACCGAACCAACUGAAAGACAACAUCCACAAGAUGCUAGCGCCAGGAGGUGCAAUCCAGGAGAUGGCAAAUACGAGCAGUGGCACUUUGCUUGGGGUCAUAUUGACUGCAACAGAGACUCUAAAGAAUGUAGUUAAUAAAACAGAAAGAAAAGAGCUUAUAGCAGAGCUUGCCAAGGCAAUAUUAUCAUCCAACUUCAGCAUGCAGAAUGAAAGUUCAGUUUUGCAAUACGCUUUAUCUUUGACUUCCAUGGCUCAGAAUUCUCAACCUGAAGACCAGGCUGUCUUCUUAAAUGCCGAAAUAUAUUUUUUGAAAAAGAUCAAUUCCAUGAAAAAUAUUGGGAAAAUUGCUCUUCGGCAGACCAUUGAAGCGAUGGUUAGAAUCAGUGCAAAUGCAUUUCAGGCACAUUUUAAUUCCCAAGAUGACGUUAAUAGCACAUUGUCAUCUUUGGCUAAAAAUGAUUCAUAUUUGAAAAAGUCUUUUGAUGAUAUCUACCAAUCGCUAUUGCUGAUAGCACAAAUACAAAGUAAGAAAUCAGUGCCAAUUGAAGAGCCUGUCGCACUGAGCUUCAAAAACGUGUCCAUCGUAAUGCAAACUGUUUCUGGCACCACGCUUCUCAACGCAAGCUGGCAAACAACGGAUGGGAGCAGCGCUUCACUCAUUGUGCAUGAUCCGUUAACUUUCAUCAGGCAAAGGGGCAGAGUGAAUGUCAUGGUAACAGCCUUCGGUGAAAACCCAUUUGUGUGGAAUAAAGAUUCUCCUGUAAACAGUUCAGUCGUCAGCUUCAAAAUUAGCAUGGCUAAACAAGUAAUUAAUACCACCUCUGCAUUAAUAAAGUUGAAAAAUAAAAUAACUGUAGGGCACAAGAUUUCAUUACCAAUAAAUACAAAAAAUGGCACAAUGGAAAGUAAAGCGUUUGCCACUGAAAGUAGUAGCAUGCCCAUUAUGUUGGAUAUCACGUCAACCAGUGAAAUUAUGAAUGAAGCAGAGAUCGUUGUACGGUUUGGAAAACAGCCGGAGUCUGAUCCACAGCUUUAUGACUACCGCUUCACUGCCAGCUCACAAUCAUCAAACAGUGGCAAACUGAGAAAAUUAAAGAAAAGGGCAAUUGAUGCCAAACAGAAAAAUAAUACGGAAACGACACUUCUCACUUGGCCUUCAUUUUUUAUCGCUCGUAAUUCAACACAGCAAGGAGCGCUGUACAUUGCUGUUUUGUAUACAGGUCGUAACUACACACUCAUUAAUCAAACUGUGGAAGUGACUAUACGGCAAAUUUCUUGCAAAUGGAGGUACAGCACCAGUGACAAUUGGAACUCCUCCUUUACAGAGGUUGAGUCCAACUCCAGACGGGAGGUGACGAGCUGUGUAGUUGGCAGGAACCAGACAGAUGGACAUUUGGACUUCAUCCAAGAAAACGUCUUCGUCGCAGCAGAGUUUCUGACGCCAAACAUGAUCGAUUUUACAACGGUGUUCACAAAGUUCAACCUGGAGACAAACGGCGCCGUUUUUGCGACCGUCACCAUCAUGGUCUUGCUUUACAUCAUCGUGCUGCUGUGGGCGAGAAACCAAGACGCAAGAGAUGCACGGAAGAGCAAAGUUAUCUACAUCGAAGACGUGAAUGAAGACUACACGAGCCUGUUAUUGUUACGAAUGGCAACAGCAACGACAAAUGAUGCAAAAGUAGUAUCGAGUGUCUACUUCAACCUCUACUUUGAUGACAUUGAAUUAGGAGAAAGACAGCUCACUCAUCCACAAUUAGAGGCAUAUGAAAGUGGAAUCAUAUAUAACUUCAUAUUCUCCAAACCUGAAUGCUGUGGAAAGCCAACCCACAUUAAACUUUGGCUGAACGGUGACAAUGUCGGCGAUUCCUGGAACAUCAGAAAAAUGUCAUUGUUUGAUCAAGAAAAUCAAGAAGUAUAUUUUUUUGGUGACAAUUCAAUCCCUCUUUUACCUUUUGACAUUAACUGUUCUUGCAAGACGUUCAAAGUCCAGGAAGAUAUUGCUUUGUUUAGCAAUACGUGGAUGGCAAACAGAGCAAUAAAGAGCAACUUUUCUGAAGAUCACCUUUGGAUGUCCGUUUUCAUCCGCCCAUUCAAGACCAACUUCUCCCGCGUGCAUCGUAUCUCCUGCUGCGUCACGCUCCUCUUCCUCAUGAUGAUGGCCAAUGCCAUGUGGUUCGGCAAGAAGCAGGCGGCCAGCAAGGCGGGAGGUGGGGUUGCGGUGGGGCCGCUGUCUCUCACCGACGUCCUCAUCAGCCUCCUCAGCAGCCUGGUGGAGGUGCCCGUCAGCCUCGUGGUCGUGCUCAUAUUCCGCAACAGCCGCUCGGAGAGUGAGCGGCCCCCGGGCCAGAAGAGCUCCUGGAGGGGCCCUUGGCCCGGUGGCUGCAGAUGCGUAGCCUGGUGUCUCGUGGUUCUCGCUGUCCUGAGCUCUGGCUUCUUCACGAUUCUCUACAGCAUGGAGUGGGGCCCAGAGAAGGCCAACCGGUGGCUCAUUCGAUUCCUCUUAUCGUUCAUUAUGUCUAUUGCCUUGAUCCAACCCAUAAAGAAUGUCCUCAGUGCAGUUGUAAAGUACAUACUGUGGAAGAAGGUAACACGAUUUUUGAACACGGAGGUAUUAAAAUCAUAUUUAGAAGUUCUAGGUGCAGGGCAAACAAAUACAACGAAAGGAACAUCUAUUCAAAGCCCAGCACGCAUUAUUUUUGGACAGACUUUGCAAAGGAUUUUGAGCAUCAAGCUCUUCUUGAAUGUCCUCCAGCUAAUUGCAUUGUUCUUUGCCGCUUACACACACAUGAACGGUUUUCACAUUCAUUUCAAAACAAAUGUGCAGAACAUUUUCAUCACGGGAAAAUAUGAAAAUAUCGAUGAUGCCCCCAGCUAUUGGGACUGGAUGUUUGGCUCACUUUUACCAAAUAUGAAACAAAGCGUCAACAAUGUAAAGACAGCCAACAUCUUUCUGUCCAACAUGCAUUCCCCUGAGAUGGUUUUGGUUGGCUCAGUGUGGCUAAGGCAGCUGAGAUACACAAAAGGACCAAUUGAGAUGAAGUAUGUGAAUAUGUUGCAAGAUGUUAAACACUCUCCACCAGUAGUGGACAUCAAAAACUAUGCAGAGGCCUGGGUACCAUCAAACACAACAGGAGGAGAUUACAGAGACAAAUACUGGAUCUUCCAGAAUAUGCCAGACGAGGAUGCCUCAAGCACAUUUGAGUCACUCAGGAGUGAUGGUUACUUGGUGGAGUUGGUAAAUGAUGCAGCAAAAGCAGCCGACACCCUCACGUACCUGAAGGAAAACUCCUGGCUAGAUUCCCGCACGUCAGCACUCGUCACAGAGCUCACGGUGUUCAACGCAAACACAAAUCUGCUCUGCCAUAUGAAUCUGCUUCUGGUUUUCUCUCUGCCCGGUAUUGCACAUCCACAAUUCCAUCUCAAGGUAUCUCCUUUACAAGAAAUCGGGAAUGCUUGGUUUGUGGUGAACAUGGCUGCUUACAUCAUCAUUUUGGUCUUGGGCCUGCUUCUUAUGGUCUGUGAAAUUUUUAAAAUGAAGGGAGAGAAAAUGUCCUACUUCGGCAAAAUUAUAAAUUACGUGGAACUACUUUGCUUCGUUCUGAGGAUAACACUGGUCGUAAUCUACUUCUUUUUGACAAUGACUCUGAAAGAAAAUCUUUACUUGCACACUCAAGGUAAGCACACCCAAUGCAAUUCAUUACCUCAAAGUAAUCCACACAUGAUCAAGGAAACUUUCAACGUUCAUUUUUUUAAUUUAAAAUUAGUUACGAGUUCUAUAUGAAGCAGAGGCAGCUAGAUCCAUUAUUGCAUGGGAACCUGUAAAUGACAGAAUUACAGUGAGACUGGAAACAAGAUAUACCAAAUUAUUGCUGGUCCAAGUAUACGUGCAGACAAAUGUGGACACUGAUUAAGCGAAAUACACAUUAUAUAGACAGCUGCACAUUUGAGAUGCACUCUGCUGAGGGUGGCAAAUGGCCGACUUUUAAUGCUCAGAUUGGGCACAGAUUUGGUUGGGAGGUUACAGGAGCAGAAGAUAAGUUACUUUUAAACACGUUGGUUUUCACGACCAAUAUUAUUUAUAAUAAAAGGUUUUUAGGUUAGAUUACAUAAGUAUAAAUGUGUCGUAACCCUCCACUGCCUGACUACGACGUUUCGCUGGUAAUUACAUCCAGCAUUUUCGGGCGAUUUGCCAGAAUAGUGAAGCGAUCCACCUGCUUCCGGUCUUAAUUAAGAGCAAGAUGACGCUGUGAACAUGAUGACGUCAUUUACUCUCCAACACACCGGUGGACUGAAGUUGUAAAUCAUUGGCGCGCGUUGUUUAUGUGACAAACCUUACUGGCUGUGUCGGGUAGUGGAGGGUUACGACGACACAUUUAUACUUACACGAUCUAACCCAAAAACCUUUAUUGAGGCAAGUUACUACAGUGCAUUUGGAAGCCUGGGGAAACGUAUGCUUUCACACAAAGCUAUACACAAAGCAAUAUAAUGUUAAUUAUCAUAAACGUCUCGUAAUUUAUCAUAAUACUAAAAAAGUAAAAACAAAGCAACAAAAAUUA
Petromyzon marinus (sea lamprey) is the source of this 7224-nucleotide messenger RNA. Its product is annotated as polycystin family receptor for egg jelly-like. The record is from RefSeq and is a predicted model, not a curated record. NCBI's taxonomy places the organism in Eukaryota, Metazoa, Chordata, Hyperoartia, Petromyzontiformes, Petromyzontidae. Gene Ontology annotation, biological process: detection of mechanical stimulus. Gene Ontology annotation, molecular function: calcium channel activity; protein binding. Gene Ontology annotation, cellular component: membrane.